AGCGCGGGAGUUGGGAGUUAAACUGUCAACACCACCACGAUGGGUCCGAAACAAACACCUGCCAAGAAAUCAAAUACUUUAUUUUCUUAUUUUAACAAAAGUCCGGUUGUAAAGCAAUCUUCCACGCCCAAAACUGACGACAAGGACAUCUUGUCACCCAAGCGAUCACCCAACCAGAAGAGCUCGAGCCCAGGGUCUGCUACCCCGACAAGUAAACAAACAGGCUUUGCUGUCGGUGAUCUGACAUGGACCAAACUGGAGGGUUACCCUUGGUGGCCGUCCAUGGUGUGUACCCACCCUACUGAUAACAUCCACUUCAAGGGAGGCAAGAAUCCCCAGGUCCAUGUCCAGUUCUUUGACGACCCAGUCUCCCGCGCUUGGAUCAAGGCUAAGAAUGUCCAUCACUAUAAGGGGUCAAAUGACAAGGAAUAUCAGAUGGGUGGUCAGUUCUUCUCCCAUAACCCAAAGGUCAAGCAGGGAACAUGUGAAGCAGACAAAGCAAUUAAACUUAGCCUAGAGGAGCGACUUAAACUGGUCGUGGAGUUGCAGCCGUCCGAUGAGGAGGAGGAAGAGGAGAGCAUGGAUUUGGAUCCUGACAUAUUUGAUGAUGAAAUGGAUGAGGAGACGGACAACAGUAAGGAAAAUGUCAGCACAACCGAGGACAAGGAGAAGAAGAAGAAACCUUCCAAGUCUCCCAGAAAGACACCCAAGAAAGAUUCUAACAAGCGGCGUUCUACACGGACACCAAAGCCCAAACGUCGUCGGAUCAUAGAGAAUCAUGACAGCGAGGAAGAGUCUGGUGACGAAUUCAAACUCAAGGUAGACUCUGACGAGCCAAGCAGCAACAGCAGCAGUGAGGAUGAGGAUAGCAGUGGUGUGGAUGAGGAUGAUGUCUCUGAUAUAGAAACAGGCUCCGAACCCGAGUCUCCCAUCAAAGCUCCCCAGAAGAGAAAGCGACCUCCACCAAAAUCUACGAACAAAACCGUGGCUAAGCAGAGUGACAGUCCCGACACCACCACCCCGUCCCUCAAUAGCUUCUCCAGUGGCAGCAAACCAACAUCCAGCUUCACACCGACUGUUGGCGACAAGACCAAGUCGAGGCUGGCUACAUUUACAGCUGCUGAUAGUCCAAGUACAUCAAAAGCUUCAUCUUCAGAACAGGAAGACAACUUCCCGCAUCUUAAACUGGACUUCCUUCAACCUCACAAAAUCAAAGAUGCAAAGAUGCGUAACAGAACUGACCCGGAAUACGACCCCAAAACACUCUAUGUUCCUGACAGUUUCAAGAAAACUACAACACCUGGCAUGAGGCAAUGGUGGGAACUGAAGGCCAAGUACUUUGAUACAAUCCUCUUCUUCAAGAUGGGAAAAUUUUAUGAGCUGUUUCACAUGGAUGCUGUUGCAGGGGUGAAUGAACUUGGGAUUAUAUUCAUGAAGGGAGAACAGGCCCACUCUGGGUUUCCAGAGAUUGCCUAUAACAGGUAUGCGGAGACACUCAUACAGAAGGGUUACAAGGUCGUCCGUAUUGAGCAGACCGAGACACCAGACAUGAUGAGUGAACGCCUGAAAACUUCAUCAAAGCAGCCAACCAAGUUUGACAAAGUUGUGAGGCGUGAAGUUUGUCGUGUAACAUCCAAGGGAACGCAGACAUUUAGCUUCAUGGAUGGUGACUGUAGCGGGGCUCAGAACAGUUUCCUCCUCGCCAUUGCAGAGAAGGAGGAGAACACGGAAGGUUGCAGUACGUAUGGGGUCUGUUUUGUAGACACCUCAAUUGGAAAGUUCUUUCUUGGCCAGUUUUCUGAUGACAGGCACUGCUCCAGACUGAGGACUUUGAUAGCUCACUACACACCUAUACAGGUUUUAUUUGAAAAGAACAAGAUGACGGCAAAGACACAAUUAGUGCUUAGAAACAACCUGACAUCUGUGUCAAAAGAAGGCUUGGCGUCCGGAUCAGAGUUCUGGGAUAGCUCCAAAACACUCAAACGCCUAGCUGAAGAGGAUUACUUUAAAGACAACGAUGAGUUUGUGUGGCCAGCUACGAUCAAGAAAAUGAUCUCUGAGACGGAUGCUCUAGGGUUGACUGCUGCAGAUGAGUACAGUCUGGCUGUACGGGCCCUGGGGGCAGUCACAUGGUACCUACAGUACAGCCUGCUAGACCAGGAACUCCUCUCCAUGAACAAUUUCGAAGAGUACUGUCCCUUGGAUGAUAUUGAAGUUACAGAAUGUAAAAAGGAGACAUUUGCUGGUCGUCAGCACAUGGUAUUAGACGGAGUGACCCUAGCUAACCUGGACAUCACAGAGAACUCGGCCAAUGGUACACUGGAGGGCACUCUGCUGGAACAGCUUGAUCAUUGUAACACACCAUUUGGCCGCCGCCUGUUCCGACAGUGGCUGUGUGCUCCACUUUGUAACCCGGUCUCCAUUAACGAUCGUCUGGAUGCUGUUGAGGAUCUCAUUGGCUGUCCAGACCUAGUUGCUACAACAACAGAAAUAUUAAAAAAAUUACCAGACCUUGAGCGAUCGUUAAACAGAAUCCACAGUCUAGGAUCAGCGUCCAAGAGUAAAAACCAUCCCGACUCUCGUGCUAUUAUAUAUGAUGAAGCCAAGUACAGUAAAAAGAAGAUUGAGGACUUCUUGUUAACAAUAGACGGGUUCAGGGCCAUGUCCAAAGUAGCCAAGAAAUUCCAAGGUCAUGUCAAGGACUUCAAGUCAAAAUUAUUAACAAAGACGAUGACAAUACAGAAUGAGGAGGAAAGUGACGGACAUUUUCCUGAUCUCCAUGACGACAUAGAGUUCUUCGAGCAUUCAUUUGACCACAAUAAGGCAAAGAAGGAUGGAGUGAUAGUACCCAAUAAAGGUGUUGAUGUAGACUAUGAUGGGGCCAGCGCUGACAUUCAGGCCACGGAGAGGUCACUUAACCUUUACCUCGACCGACAGAGGACACGACUUGGUUGUAAGGCUAUGACUUUCUGGGGUACGGGAAAGAAUCGCUACCAGAUGGAGGUUCCUGAGAGUGCCCUGAAGCGUGUGCCUGAUGAUUACGAGCUCUUCUCAUCAAAGAAGGGAUGGAAACGGUACAGGACAUCAGAAAUCGACGAAUAUUUGUCAGAACUUGCAGAUGCGGAAGAGAGAAAAGAUGCAGCAUUAAAGGACACAAUGCGACGAAUCUUCCACAGUUUUGAUGAGAGGUACAAGACCUGGGAGGUGGCUCUACAGUGUAUUUCUGUGCUAGACGUUCUGAUGUCACUUAGUUCCUAUAGUCGGUGUGGUGACGGAGUUAUGUGUCGACCAGAGGUUGUCUCCCCUGCUGAUGACACUGAGCCAUUCCUUGAGAUCAGAGAUGGACGGCAUCCAUGCAUAGCAAAGACAUUUUCUGGGGGAGACUUCAUACCAAACGACACUCUUAUUGGAGUGGGCGAUGAGAAUUCAAUGGAGACAGAUGAACAAGAGAAUGCUAACAGUAAGAUUAUUCUGGUGACAGGACCAAAUAUGGGUGGUAAAUCCACGUUGAUGCGGCAAGUGGGUCUCAUCACUGUAAUAGCUCAAAUGGGUUGCUAUGUGCCCGCUGAGAAAUGUCGUAUGACACCAGUGGACCGUGUCUUCACCAGACUUGGUGCCUCAGACAGAAUUAUGGCUGGUGAAAGUACGUUUUUCGUGGAGUUGAGCGAGACGUCGGCCAUUUUACAGCAUGCUACACAGCAUUCCUUAGUGCUAAUGGACGAGUUAGGACGAGGAACAGCGACGUAUGAUGGGACGGCCAUUGCCUGUUCAGUCGUGGAGGAGCUUUCCAGGCGCGUCUGCUGUCGUACACUUUUCUCGACGCAUUACCAUUCAUUGGUGGAGGAGUUUUCACAUGACCCCAAUAUCAGACUUGGUCACAUGGCCUGUAUGGUGGAGAAUGAGGACGAGACAGACCCCACACAGGAGACAAUCACCUUCCUCUACAAAUUAUCUCAUGGAGCCUGCCCCAAGAGUUAUGGAUUCAACGCUGCAAAAUUGGCCAAUAUUCCUGCCGAGAUAAUCCGCGUGGCAGUGAAGAAGUCCAGGGAGUUUGAGGAGAGCACGGCAAAACUCCGGCUUGUCAGAGCAUUACACAAGGACUGGCCGAAUCAAUCAUUCUACAGAUGAAUACUGUUGUAAUGGAAGAAAUAAUACAAUGUUUUGAUAUUUGUUACAGAGCAUUACACAAGGACUGGCCGAAUCAAUCAUUCUACAGAUGGAUACUGUUGUAAUGGAAGAAAUAAUACAAUGUUUUGAUAUUUGUUACAGAGCAUUACACAAGGACUGGCCGAAUCAAUCAUUCUACAGAUAGAUACUGUUGUAAUGGAAGAAAUAAUAAAAUGUUUUGAUUAUUGUUACAGAGCAUUACACAAGGACUGGCCGAAUCAAUCAUUCUACAGAUAGAUACUGUUGUAAUGGAAGAAAUAAUACAAUGUUUUGAUUAUUGUUACAGAGCAUUACACAAGGACUGGCCGAAUCAAUCAUUCUACAGAUAGAUACUGUUGUAAUGGAAGAAAUAAUACAAUGUUUUGAUUAUUGUUACAGAGCAUUACACAAGGACUGGCCGAAUCAAUCAUUCUACAGAUAGAUACUGUUGUAAUGGAAGAAAUAAUACAAUGUUUUGAUUAUUGUUACAGAGCAUUACACAAGGACUGGCCGAAUCAAUCAUUCUACAGAUAGAUACUGUUGUAAUGGAAGAAAUAAUACAAUGUUUUGAUUAUUGUUACAGAGCAUUACACAAGGACUGGCCGAAUCAAUCAUUCUACAGAUAGAUACUGUUGUAAUGGAAGAAAUAAUACAAUGUUUUGAUUAUUGUUACAGAGCAUUACACAAGGACUGGCCGAAUCAAUCAUUCUACAGAUAGAUACUGUUGUAAUGGAAGAAAUAAUACAAUGUUUUGAUUAUUGUUACAGAGCAUUACACAAGGACUGGCCGAAUCAAUCAUUCUACAGAUAGAUACUGUUGUAAUGGAAGAAAUAAUACAAUGUUUUGAUUAUUGUUACAGAGCAUUACACAAGGACUGGCCGAAUCAAUCAUUCUACAGAUAGAUACUGUUGUAAUGGAAGAAAUAAUACAAUGUUUUGAUUAUUGUUACAGAGCAUUACACAAGGACUGGCCGAAUCAAUCAUUCUACAGAUAGAUACUGUUGUAAUGGAAGAAAUAAUACAAUGUUUUGAUUAUUGUUACAGAGCAUUACACAAGGACUGGCCGAAUCAAUCAUUCUACAGAUAGAUACUGUUGUAAUGGAAGAAAUAAUACAAUGUUUUGAUUAUUGUUACAGAGCAUUACACAAGGACUGGCCGAAUCAAUCAUUCUACAGAUAGAUACUGUUGUAAUGGAAGAAAUAAUACAAUGUUUUGAUUAUUGUUACAGAGCAUUACACAAGGACUGGCCGAAUCAAUCAUUCUACAGAUAGAUACUGUUGUAAUGGAAGAAAUAAUACAAUGUUUUGAUUAUUGUUACAGAGCAUUACACAAGGACUGGCCGAAUCAAUCAUUCUACAGAUAGAUACUGUUGUAAUGGAAGAAAUAAUACAAUGUUUUGAUUAUUGUUACAGAGCAUUACACAAGGACUGGCCGAAUCAAUCAUUCUACAGAUAGAUACUGUUGUAAUGGAAGAAAUAAUACAAUGUUUUGAUUAUUGUUACAGAGCAUUACACAAGGACUGGCCGAAUCAAUCAUUCUACAGAUAGAUACUGUUGUAAUGGAAGAAAUAAUACAAUGUUUUGAUUAUUGUUACAGAGCAUUACACAAGGACUGGCCGAAUCAAUCAUUCUACAGAUAGAUACUGUUGUAAUGGAAGAAAUAAUACAAUGUUUUGAUUAUUGUUACAGAGCAUUACACAAGGACUGGCCGAAUCAAUCAUUCUACAGAUAGAUACUGUUGUAAUGGAAGAAAUAAUACAAUGUUUUGAUUAUUGUUACAGAGCAUUACACAAGGACUGGCCGAAUCAAUCAUUCUACAGAUAGAUACUGUUGUAAUGGAAGAAAUAAUACAAUGUUUUGAUUAUUGUUACAGAGCAUUACACAAGGACUGGCCGAAUCAAUCAUUCUACAGAUAGAUACUGUUGUAAUGGAAGAAAUAAUACAAUGUUUUGAUUAUUGUUACAGAGCAUUACACAAGGACUGGCCGAAUCAAUCAUUCUACAGAUAGAUACUGUUGUAAUGGAAGAAAUAAUACAAUGUUUUGAUUAUUGUUACAGAGCAUUACACAAGGACUGGCCGAAUCAAUCAUUCUACAGAUAGAUACUGUUGUAAUGGAAGAAAUAAUACAAUGUUUUGAUUAUUGUUACAGAGCAUUACACAAGGACUGGCCGAAUCAAUCAUUCUACAGAUAGAUACUGUUGUAAUGGAAGAAAUAAUACAAUGUUUUGAUUAUUGUUACAGAGCAUUACACAAGGACUGGCCGAAUCAAUCAUUCUACAGAUAGAUACUGUUGUAAUGGAAGAAAUAAUACAAUGUUUUGAUUAUUGUUACAGAGCAUUACACAAGGACUGGCCGAAUCAAUCAUUCUACAGAUAGAUACUGUUGUAAUGGAAGAAAUAAUACAAUGUUUUGAUUAUUGUUACAGAGCAUUACACAAGGACUGGCCGAAUCAAUCAUUCUACAGAUAGAUACUGUUGUAAUGGAAGAAAUAAUACAAUGUUUUGAUUAUUGUUACAGAGCAUUACACAAGGACUGGCCGAAUCAAUCAUUCUACAGAUAGAUACUGUUGUAAUGGAAGAAAUAAUACAAUGUUUUGAUUAUUGUUACAGAGCAUUACACAAGGACUGGCCGAAUCAAUCAUUCUACAGAUAGAUACUGUUGUAAUGGAAGAAAUAAUACAAUGUUUUGAUUAUUGUUACAGAGCAUUACACAAGGACUGGCCGAAUCAAUCAUUCUACAGAUAGAUACUGUUGUAAUGGAAGAAAUAAUACAAUGUUUUGAUUAUUGUUACAGAGCAUUACACAAGGACUGGCCGAAUCAAUCAUUCUACAGAUAGAUACUGUUGUAAUGGAAGAAAUAAUACAAUGUUUUGAUUAUUGUUACAGAGCAUUACACAAGGACUGGCCGAAUCAAUCAUUCUACAGAUAGAUACUGUUGUAAUGGAAGAAAUCAUAAAAUGUUUUGAUUAUUGUUACAGAGCAUUACACAAGGACUGGCCGAAUCAAUCAUUCUACAGAUAGAUACUGUUGUAAUGGAAGAAAUAAUACAAUGUUUUGAUUAUUG
Messenger RNA from Mizuhopecten yessoensis (Yesso scallop), 7207 nucleotides. Its product is annotated as DNA mismatch repair protein Msh6-like. Lineage: Eukaryota; Metazoa; Mollusca; Bivalvia; Pectinida; Pectinidae. The transcript has 35 exons. The record is from RefSeq and is a predicted model, not a curated record. Gene Ontology annotation, molecular function: mismatched DNA binding; ATP binding; ATP-dependent DNA damage sensor activity. Gene Ontology annotation, biological process: mismatch repair. Bases 40 to 4128 code for a protein of 1362 amino acids. Gene Ontology annotation, cellular component: nucleus; MutSalpha complex.